ACUAGGAGAGAAGUCGCAGCUAAGUUCGGCUGUGCCGCGGUCUGAGUUUGUUGUGGGUCGGAACUGAGAUUAAAUGAAGUGAUUAAAAUGAUGAUUAUUUUUAUUUUACGUAAAAAAGAAAUAAAGCUUUAUCUUAUUAUAUCAUUGUAUAUUUAUGCAAUUUUUAGACAGCUAUGACGUGCUUUGAUCGCAUAAUUAUUGAGGCAUUGGAGGAAAAACCUUUUAUCUUUCUCUUACUUGGAACUAAAAAAUUCCUGAUGAAACCAUAAUGUCAUUUUAUAAUUUAUCUGCCAUUUCCAAGGAGACUAUUGUGCAGAUUUUCUCAUAAAAAGACAAGCAUCAAAUAUUUAUUACUGUGAUUUACUCAAGAAAAAGUUGUAAUUGUGGCUUCCAUUAAUUCAGAUUCUGAAAUAAAGUUUAGAAGAAACUUUGUCCCAAGUGCAGACUCAAAGCGUUUGAAAGUAAUGGAAUCGGAAUCAGUUUCAGAAGAUAUCACCAAUCAUCGCAGGAGUAAUGGACGGAAGAAAACAUGGUUAGAAUUGCGGCAAGAAGUUCGAAAUGUACGAAGGCAGUUGUCGAACAUAUCUGCUAAAAUACCCAAUUGUUUUGAAUUCAAAGAAAUGUUUUCGGAAAAUGAGUCUCGUUUCUAUCGAAUAUAUUUCCUAAGUACUGUUUCUUCUGGACGUGAAACAACUCUUUUAUACUGUGAUGUGCCAGUGGAUUGUAUUAAAAGCAAAGUAGAAACAUUUCAGUGGCAGCCUUUGCUCGAAUCCUCAUUUCAAACGUACCACCCUCAAGGACGAUUUUCAAGGGAAGAACAACUUCAGUGGGAGAGAAAACGGUUAGUUAUGUGGGGCAUAACUUCCUUUGACUUUCAACCUUCUAUCGGGAGAUUUGUAUUUCCAGCCUGUGGUGCUGUGUUUUAUUGUGAUGAUGAUUAUUUACAGCAUCCACCAUUAUUUCCCCGAGAAUUAAAAAACUCAGUUCCACCUAGUGCAAGGUUAAACCCUCAGAUGUGCCCUUGGAAUCCAGAUCUUAUUGCUUACAUCAACAACUUUGAUUUGUGGGUUCACAAUGUGGUCUCAUCAUGUGAUGUUAGGCUCACUUUUGCAAGAAGAGGUAAUACAGAUAUAGCUGAUGAUCCAGUAAGUGCUGGUAUUCCAUCCUAUGUCACUCAAGAGGAGUUUAACAGAUACACUGGAUAUUGGUGGCAGCCUGUGCCUGUUCCUGCAGGUGGCAAUGUGUAUCGAAUUAUGUAUGAAGAAGUUGAUGAAUGUGAUGUAGAAAUACUUCAUCUGCCUUGCUUUGGAGAUGAAAAAGAAUUAGAAGUUUUCAGGUUUCCUCGAGCAGGAACAAAUAAUGCUAAGUCAUCAGUCAAAAUAGUGCAAUUUACUGUUACCCCAACAAACCAGAUAGAAGUUUUGUCAGAACUACAUCCGAGUGAAAGUCUGCAAACCAUUUGCCCUAAUGCGGAAUAUCUUGUCCGAGCUGGGUGGACGCCGGAUGGUAGGCAUUUUGUUCAUGAUAUCUUAUAUUUUUUCACACAAGACAAUAGUCGAGAAAUCACAUUUCUUUGGGCUAGUGAAGAAACUGGCUAUAGGCAUCUGUAUGUUAUAGCUAUAGAACUUAUUUUUGGAGGUGACUGUGAAGUUACAGAUACUGCAUUUAUUCAGGAAGUGGAUUUAUCUAAAAGACUAAAGAAAAAAGUACCGCUCACUAGUGGAGACUGGGAAGUUUCUGAAGUUGAUGUGUGGGUGAAUGAGAAGAAAAGAUUAGUUUAUUUCAUUGCUUUAAAAGACACGCCGUUAGAGAGACAUCUCUAUGUUGUAGACAUUGAUAAUCCUCAAGAACCAAUUCGACUGACUACUCCAGGAUAUUCACACAAUGUUGCUAUGAAUGAUGAUUGUACUCUUUUUGUGUCCAUUCAGAGUAAUGUAAGUCAGACACCAUUUGGCCAAGUGUAUCAAAUAUUUUAUUCUGUAAAUUAUCCUUUCAAAGUAAGCUUACAAGCUCUUGGGUACUUUCUAGAACCAUCGGCGGUGCCAUCUAAUUAUCGUCAGCCUGAGUUAUUCCACCACAGGCUUCAGUCUGGUCAUUUAAUCUAUGGAAUGUUAUUUAAACCUCCCAAUAUGAAAACAGGAGAUAAGUAUCCAACAGUUCUAACUAUUUAUGGUGGGCCAGAAGUGCAAUUAGUGACUAACAACUUUAAAGGAAUGAGAUAUUUAAGGCAAUACCUGUUGGCAACAGAAGGCUAUGUUGUGAUAGCAAUAGACUGUAGAGGUUCCAGGCAUAGAGGUGUAGCAUUUGAAAGUCACAUUAAAGGAAGAAUGGGAACAGUUGAAAUAGCUGAUCAAGUUGAAGUUUUAUUGUGGCUUUCUGAAAGCACUGGAUUCAUAGAUAUUGGGAGAAUUGCUGUGCAUGGAUGGUCAUAUGGUGGCUAUCUUUCUCUCAUGGGCUUAGCUCAGAGGCCUGAUAUUUUUAAGGUUGCAAUAGCUGGUGCCCCUGUAACAACAUGGAUGCUUUAUGACACUGGUUAUACAGAAAGGUAUAUGGAUACACCAGCAAAAAAUGCUACUGGCUACACAACAGGAUCAGUUUUAUCUUAUGUGCACCAGUUUCCUGAUGAAGAGAACAGGUUACUGAUAAUACAUGGUUUAAGGGAUGAAAAUGUCCAUUUUGCACAUACAAGUCAGUUGAUAAAUGCUUUGAUAAAAGCAGGAAAACCUUAUCAGUUACAAAUUUACCCAACAGAAAGGCAUAGCUUACGGCACUUAGAUGCUAGUGAACAUUAUGAGACAACACUACUAAGUUUCCUACAGCAGCACCUCUGAUUUUUGGAAAUUAUAGGCUAUUUUUUAAUUGUUUAAAUCAUGUUGCAUGUUCUCUCAUGACUUCAGUUUUUAAUGUCUCUGAGCAAUAGAUGUAUGAGUUGAAGUCUUGUUGAAGGCAUUUGACCAUAGCUUUUUUACCAAGCCCAAUUUCAGUCAUUACAUUUAACAAACUUUACGUGAAGCCUACUUUUUUAGUUUCCCUCUUUGUAAAAAUUCAGAAGAAAUGGUUAGUUUUCUAAUUGUAUUAUAUAAUAAAGUAUAUUGUUAUAAAUUUGGCUGAAACUUGAAUUUUAAACUUGUAUUUCCAUUGCUCUCAAUUAUCCAUUCUUGCUACAUAUACAUUAAUGGAAAUAAUAGCUGAUGUAUAAUUAACAACAUGUAAAAUAAUAUAUUGGGCUUGAUUUGAAGAUAUGCCUGUGCCAAUUCUGAGGGUCUCCUUUCACUGCUCAGGCUAUAAGGAAGCUUGAAACUUCUCAUUCUAAAUGUAAUGUUUAUAAGGCUAUUUAUUAAAUAGAGUGUUAUUUAAAA
Stegodyphus dumicola is the source of this 3359-nucleotide messenger RNA. Its product is annotated as dipeptidyl peptidase 9. The record is from RefSeq and is a predicted model, not a curated record. Gene Ontology annotation, biological process: proteolysis. Gene Ontology annotation, molecular function: dipeptidyl-peptidase activity; serine-type peptidase activity. Lineage: Eukaryota; Metazoa; Arthropoda; Arachnida; Araneae; Eresidae.